CAUUUUUAAUCCUCUCUGAAACGUCAGCAGUUCCAUGUUGUGUUUAUUUCGUUUUGCAGGUGGUUGAAUUACAUCAUCCGCCAGUGACGUCCUGGAAAAGAUUCUUGAAGGGGCUGCGUGCUGUGCAUGGCUGCCCAACCGACCAACGUGGGGAAUGCAAGCGGCGUGAAGGAGUUCGUCCUCAUCGGCCUCUCUGGGAGCCAAGGCGUGCAGGAGGUUUGCUUUGUGAUGUUUCUUUGCUUCUACACCAUUAAUGUGGCGGGAAAUCUGCUCAUUAUUGUCACUGUGAUCAGCAGCCAGCGUCUGAACUCCCCCAUGUACUUCUUCCUUGGCUACCUGUCCUUUGUAGACAUCUGUUACUCCUCCGUCACGUCUCCCAAAAUGAUUGCCGACUUCCUUGCGGAAAACAAAUCCAUCUCCUUUGUGGGCUGCAUAGCACAGCUCUUCGGGGUCCAUUUCUUUGGCUGCACGGAGAUCUUCAUCCUCACAGCGAUGGCCUACGAUCGCUACACGGCCAUCUGCAGACCUCUCCACUACAGCGCGCUGAUGAGCCGGCGCACGUGCGGCCGCAUGGUGCUGGGCUCGUGGCUGGGAGGCUGCCUGCAUUCCGUGCUGCAGACUCUGCUGGUCGCUCGGCUCCCCUUCUGUGGCCCCAACAAAGUUGACCACUACUUCUGCGAUGUCCACCCCCUGCUACAGCUGGCCUGUGCCGACACCUACACCGUCGGCCUCAGCGUCACCGCCAACAGCGGGAUGAUAGCUCUGAGCUCUUUCUCCGUCCUGGUUGUGUCUUACGCGGUGAUCUUGGUCUCCUUGAGAAGCCACACAUGGGAAGGACGGCGCAAGGCCCUCUCCACCUGUGGGUCCCACAUCGCCGUAGUGGUUCUGUUCUUCGGGCCGUGCACCUUCACCUACGUGCGUCCAUCCAGUGACCUCUCGGAGGACAAGAUCGUGGCGCUGUUUUACACCAUCGUCGCCCCCAUGCUGAACCCCCUCAUCUACGCUCUGAGGAAUAAAGAGGUCAAGAGUGCCGUGAGAAAACUGUGGGGUGGAAGAGUAGGAAGUGAAGAGGGAAAGGUGUAGAACCGUGGGCAGUUUUCACGAAGGAUCUUUCACCAUGAUGUAUUUGGUCACUGCCACAAAAAAUGGU
Messenger RNA from Lagopus leucura (white-tailed ptarmigan), 1150 nucleotides. Its product is annotated as olfactory receptor 4S2-like. Gene Ontology annotation, cellular component: membrane. The coding region runs from base 127 to 1083 and encodes 318 amino acids. NCBI's taxonomy places the organism in Eukaryota, Metazoa, Chordata, Aves, Galliformes, Phasianidae. Gene Ontology annotation, biological process: G protein-coupled receptor signaling pathway. The transcript is spliced from 2 exons. The record is from RefSeq and is a predicted model, not a curated record. Gene Ontology annotation, molecular function: olfactory receptor activity; G protein-coupled receptor activity.